Molecule: messenger RNA, 189 nt
Organism: Eruca vesicaria subsp. sativa (arugula)
Lineage: Eukaryota; Viridiplantae; Streptophyta; Magnoliopsida; Brassicales; Brassicaceae
Source: the annotation of a GenBank genome assembly
AUGGCAGGCAACAGAGAUCUCAAAAUGAAAGGUCCACUCACGGAGGAAGAAUCACAAAUUGCGAAGGAUGCUUACCAGAGGGGUAAGUUCGACACCAUGAAGCAUUACAGGGCUAUGUUGAUUAUGUGUCGAGACCAGACAAGAGCAUUGAAGAAAGGCAUUUGGUUGAACUCAAUAAGGUUCGCCUAG